GUUACACCUCCUCCCUUCACGCAGCAGAUGGGCCGCUCUCAGACUUUGCGGGAAUCCUGAAACUGCGCUGUCACGUGACGAGGGGCAACCCGGAAGUUGGCGUGUUUACGUUCCGUCGCGCUUUGUCCGCAAAAUGGCGGCCACAGAGAAGGAGGAGAGGCUGCGGCCUCGGCUCGGGGGCGGUCGAGAGAGGAGCCUGAGGGCGGCCGUCGAGCGGCAGCUUUUGGCGGCGGCCGAGCGCGUCGUGCGGCUGCUGGAAAAGCGGCCGAGCCCGGCCGGGCGUCACUUCAGGCGAAUGGUCAUGGACGCCAUCGCCGCCGCCGUCGAGCGUAUCUUCAGCGAGUACGAGGCAAGCGAAGAGGCUGAGCCCGCCAUGCCGUCACGUGAGCAACCCCGCCCCCCCGCCCGGGACGGGCCAGCGGACGCGGACGCGGGCGAGUCGCGCCGCCGCCGAGUGUGCGGGAAGCCAUUUGACGGAAGAGGUUUUCUGAUGAAGCGCGUGGACAAACACGGCGAGGACGGGGAGCCCGCGUGCGGCCUGCGCGGCGAGGGUCGGGGCUCCGGCGGCGGGACGUGCGACACCUGCGGCGAGAAGUUCCCGUCCAUCGGAGCGCAGGAAACGCACCGAAGGCUGCGCACGGGCGAAGAACCGUUGUGCGGGAAACGAUUCAAGCGGAAGGGAAAGCCCCGCGCGCAGAAACCUCAGACUGCCCAGAGUACCACCGGCACAGAUGACCACAGUCCCACGGCAACAACGGGAGCGUACCGGGACCAGGACCAGGACCAGGCCGACGGCGGCAAAGGACGUACGCAAGGAGACGGCUCUCGGCAGCGCGACGACCACCGGGACGCUGACUUGUCCGCUCGCGGCUUGCAGGACCGCCUUCGAGAACGCAGUCCGGAUCACGAUCGGGAUCAGUUUCAAAACCGUGUUGAAGAGAACUUUCGGGACUGCCUUCAAGACCACGUUCAGGAUCGCAUUCCGGACGGCAUCGAAGACGGUAUUCGGGCCCGCAGGCCGAAGUGCGUCGGCACCCUCCUGGACGCUGACCGGUCAAGACGCGGCUUGCGGGACUGCUUUGAGUUCCACCUUCGAGACCGCCUUCAGGAGCACAUUCAGGACGAUGUUGAAGACCGUGUCCGGGAAAGUGCCGAAGCGCCCGUCCAGGACGGCGUUCGGGACCGCGGGCCGAAGCGCGUCCGCACCUUCCGUGACGAGACGGUCCCCGCGAGUACGCCGCCGGCUUUGUUGUGCAAAGAGUGCGGCAAAUACUUUCCUCGUAAGAGUUCUCUGGAUCGCCACGAGAGGCUGCACGCGGGCGACAGGCCGUUCAUCUGCGAGUUCUGCGGAAAGACCUUCGCAGAGAAGGCGGUGCUGAAGCGGCACCUGAAGCGGCACACGGGCGGCAGGCCGCGCGUCCACGGCUGCGACGUGUGCGGCAAGAAGUUCGCCGUGAGCCAACACCUGCAAGUGCACAAGAGGAUCCACACGGGCGAGAAGCCGUACGCCUGUCGGGUGUGUGGCAAGACCUUCCGGCAGGCGGGCAACCUGGACGCGCACGCCAAAAUCCACACGGGAGAGAAGGCCUUCAUCUGCAGCCUGUGCGGCAAGAGCUUCCGCCAGAAGAUCUCGCUGGAGACGCACGAGCGCUUCCACAGGAAGGACAAGGUCUUCGGAUGCCACGCCUGCGACAAGAGCUUUGUGCAGAAGGUGGACCUCAAGAGGCACAUGUUCACGCACUCGGGCGAGAAGCCGCACGCUUGCCGGAUGUGCGACAAACGCUACCAGGAGAAGCGCUCACUGGAGGCGCACAUGAAGGUGCACGCCGUCGCGACCGACGGCGCCUGCCGCUCCUGAGCAUUUCCCGCAACUUUGAGGCGGGUACCGACCGCUCCCCGGGGUCGACGUCGUUAACGGCGCACCGCUAGUGUUUCAAAAGCCUUUUUCAUUUCAGUCAUCACGACGCAACGAUAUCGUCCACUAUUCCAAAAUCCCUUCGUGUUGAACCCCCGGGACCCGCAGAGCAUAGAGACCAAAUAGGGAAAAUAGGAACUUUGACCUCACUGUACGUACUUGUCUACCAAUACCGCAUGUCAGUGAUUGUCAAAGUGUGGUACGAGUGCUCCCUCUAGUGGUAUGCAAAUCAAUCACUGCCGCAAGUACAGUUUAGUUGUAUUUAACUUUGCAUUUAAAUCUUUAAGACGGCUGUUUUUAUACGCUUAUGUCGGCAAAAGUUUUAUUGAGCUUUUAUGUGCAGUACAAUUUCAUCUAGUCGUUACUUAGGCAGUGUAUUGCUAAAAUGUUAAGUUUUUGCCUUUAUUCCUGUAAAGUGACAUAUUUUGACUUUGGACUAUUUUUCCUGUAGUACAACAACUUCAUUGUUGUGGCAGUCGGGUUCUAUUUUCCUCUUGUCAUAUAUUUUGGGGAUAUUUCUUUUGUUAUUUUGUUUCAUUUUAGAAUUUUGUUCCGAUGAUAUUUCAAUUGUAUUCCGGUUAACCGCCAUAUCACAACUUUGUCCAUAAAGGGUUUUUUUUUCCCCUUGUAAUUUGAAGGCUUUCCACGUCAAUUUAAUUUGACCGUCGAUGGGAAAAUGUCUCCUUUGUCGUAAUAUGACAACUUUAGGAAUUCCAAAAUACGUGUGCUACUUUUUUGUGUAAAACGUAUGAGAACCGCCGCUUUCUGUUGCAUACAUUGCAUACGCGAGGUAUCCAACGACAGCGGGGCCUUGUUUUGUUUUUUUUGAAAGGGGAUGCAAUGCAAUUUCAUUAAACACAUGACGCACA
This is a messenger RNA of Phyllopteryx taeniolatus (common seadragon), 2784 nucleotides long. Its product is annotated as putative zinc finger protein 66. The record is from RefSeq and is a predicted model, not a curated record. The coding region runs from base 134 to 1858 and encodes 574 amino acids. The transcript is spliced from 3 exons. NCBI's taxonomy places the organism in Eukaryota, Metazoa, Chordata, Actinopteri, Syngnathiformes, Syngnathidae. Gene Ontology annotation, cellular component: nucleus.